This is a messenger RNA of Lolium perenne, 1837 nucleotides long. Its product is annotated as bZIP transcription factor 23. Lineage: Eukaryota; Viridiplantae; Streptophyta; Magnoliopsida; Poales; Poaceae. Gene Ontology annotation, cellular component: nucleus. Gene Ontology annotation, biological process: positive regulation of DNA-templated transcription. The record is from RefSeq and is a predicted model, not a curated record. Gene Ontology annotation, molecular function: DNA-binding transcription factor activity.
CCUCCCUUCGCUGCCAACACCUGUCCUCCUCCUCCGCUCUCCCCCAACCUCUCGCCGUCGUGGUCGCGUCGCCCCCCGCACCAGCGGCCAACGACCUUCUUCCACCUCCACACCAAUCGCUAGCUCGAAGCAGUAGUUGGAUUUGCUCUUGCUAAAUUUGGAAUCGCCAACCAUACUUAAUCCAGCCCGGCCGGCCUCCUUCCUUUAAACAGAGCUCCAGCCAAGCUGCUCCCCAUCACCACCUCACGGGCGCAGCUGUUUGGUCCGAUCUGCAACACCUGUGACUGAGCCAGUGACGUCUGCCGGCCCGCGCGCUCUUUUGGGUCCCGGGGUUUGAUCUGCUUUCGUUUGGCGGGAGCACCCACCGGAUCCGACCACUCCCAGCGAUGGAUUUCCCGGGAGGCAGCGGCAGGCAGCCGCCGCAGCCGCUGCCGCCGAUGACGCCGCUGCCGCUCACGCGCCAGGGCUCCUCCGUCUACUCCCUCACCUUCGACGAGUUCCAGAGCGCGCUCGGCGGGCCCGGCAAGGACUUCGGCUCCAUGAACAUGGACGAGCUGCUCCGCAGCAUCUGGACCGCAGAGGAGUCGCACGCCAUCGCCGGCGCCACCAACCCCGCCUCCUCCUCCCUCGCCGCCCCGCCGGACCAGCUGCAGCAGCAGCCCAUCCAGCGCCAGGGCUCGCUCACGCUGCCCAGGACGCUCAGCCAGAAGACGGUCGACGAGGUAUGGCGCGACAUGAUCUACUUCGGCGGAAACCCCUCCUCCGCCUCCGCCGCCGCGGCGCCGCCCUCGCCCGCCCAGCGGCAGCAGACGCUGGGCGAGGUAACCCUCGAAGAAUUCCUCGUCCGCGCCGGGGUCGUCCGCGAGGACAUGCCGCCUGGCCCCCCGCCCAUAUCCGCGCCACCACCGCCACCACAACCCACCGCCCGGCCCCCGCAGCCGCAGCCACAGAUGCUGUUCCCCCAGACCAACAUAUUCGCGCCCAUGGUGAACCCGCUGUCCCUGUCCAUGGCCGGGCCCUUUGGCGGCCAGGGUGGCGUCAACGGCGGCGCCGCGGUCUCGCCGAGGCCCGUCAUGUCCAACGGCUACGGCGGCAUGGACGGCCUCAACCUCUCCUCGCUCUCGCCCCCGCCCAUGCCCUACGUCUUCAACGGCGGCCUCAGGGGCAGGAAGCCGCCCGCCAUGGAGAAGGUCGUCGAGAGGCGCCAGCGCCGCAUGAUCAAGAACAGGGAGUCCGCCGCCAGGUCCAGGCAGAGGAAACAGAGUUAUAUGAUGGAGUUGGAGACUGAGGUGGCAAAGCUUAAAGAGCGGAACGAGGAGUUGCAGAGAAAACAGAUGGAGAUGCUAGAGAGGCAAAAGAAUGAGGUAUUCGAGAAAAUUACCCGGCAAGUUGGACCUACAUCAAAGAGGAUUUGCCUGCGGAGGACACUGACGGGUCCUUGAGUGGAGAUGUCUGCGUCCUGAUGUGCAGACAGACAUUCUGCUGAGGUCUCAGUUUGGUAAGCACAAACUGUUAUGUUUGUACCAAAUCUUAGAUUUGAGUUCUGGGAAAACUAUGGUCAGACUGCCGGCUGGGAUGUACUGUACGCAAUUGCUGCUGUAGGUUUGUGUCAUCGCUGUCAUGUUGAUAGAAUCUUGUAAGCUUGUGUGAUAAAACCAUGGCACUGGCCAUGUAGAACCACAACCAUUCGUGCUGUAAAACAUCUGUGUAUUAUCCUUGUGCUGCCGUGCCCAUCUCCCGGCUGGCCGACACACAAUUACUGAACCAACAUCUAGGAGUAAGUAAGUUUGUAUUCACGGAAACUUCUGAUCCUUCAUGUAACGUUUUCAUUUCUCGA